AUGGCAAAUCCGCAAUUUUAUUAUUUCUACGCACCAACAUGGGAUUAUCCGCCUGAAGGUCCCAUCAAAUUGGGCAAUGUCAUUACCUCUAUUAAAAAGCCACAUAUCAGUCUUGCCAAUAUAGUGCCAUCGCAAGACAUAGGAGUCUUUAAGACUGAGAAAAAGAGUGUUCAGUAUACACAGGAGAAGUUGAUUAGUGGGAGCUUUUCUAUCUUAACUCGAUUUCUAAGUAUUCUGGGAUUUGGUGUUGAUGUUAGUGCUGAAGUCAGAAAAAGUAAUAAGGAAUCCUUUAUUUUUGAUACACUUGAAACUACUCAAUUCAUCCCGACACCAGGCUAUCUUCAGCAAUGUCUUGAUCGCGAGUCAGUUCGCCGCUGGCUCGAAUUGAGUAAUUACCGCAAGCCGAUUUAUAUCAUAACCGGGCUAAAGGUUGUCACUGGCGCUGAAGCUAACACAAUCAGAUCCCGCACUGUCGGUGGUAUUGUGUCUGCCGAGGUAGACGGUACAGUAUGGAGCGGUGGAACCGCCUCUAUCGGCAUUGGACCAGGUAUCGAAGGAGAGGUUGGCGAAAAGCGAGAAACGAGGUGGGCCGAUGGAAAUUUCGUCUUUGCUUUUCGUGUAAGCAAGAUACAUAUAAAGAAGACUGGGGAUAUUAUCAAAGAGGAGGAAUUUACUCGCGGAGCUUUUCUGGAUUGUAACGACCUUAAGCCUAGAGAAGGCACACCCAACAUUAUAAGUAUAGUGGAUAUGGACAUAGAGUCUGAAGGGUUCUAUAGAGAGGUAUUAGUAGAAGGGGGUGAGAAGGUAUUUAUAGCAAUUUUAAGGAAGUAA
This is a messenger RNA of Fusarium proliferatum ET1, 831 nucleotides long. RefSeq lists its product as uncharacterized. The transcript has 2 exons. The coding region runs from base 1 to 831 and encodes 276 amino acids. Lineage: Eukaryota; Fungi; Ascomycota; Sordariomycetes; Hypocreales; Nectriaceae. The record is from RefSeq and is a predicted model, not a curated record.